This is a messenger RNA of Macaca mulatta (Rhesus monkey), 706 nucleotides long. Lineage: Eukaryota; Metazoa; Chordata; Mammalia; Primates; Cercopithecidae. The record is from RefSeq and is a predicted model, not a curated record.
AUGAGCCACUGCGCCUGGCCACAGGUGUUAUUUUCUAGAACACGUCUUACCCUUUCAAGUUGCAGGGAUGAACUAGUGAAGGCCCCAAACACUGACCAACUGGCAUCCCAGGGCCUCCUCUUCCAGAAUGCCUUUGCGCAGCAAGCAGUGUGCGCCCCGAGCCGCGUUUCUUUCCUCACUGGCAGGAGACCUGACACCACCCGCCUGUACGACUUCAACUCCUACUGGAGGGUGCACGCUGGAAACUUCUCCACCAUCCCCCAGUACUUCAAGGAGAAUGGCUAUGUGACCAUGUCGGUGGGAAAAGUCUUUCACCCUGGUACUGCUCCAUGUUCAGAGUCUGGGUUCUCUUGGGUUGUGGUAUCUGAAUCCAGCAAUCCCGUCCUGGGGAUGGGGCUGUCUUUGCAGAUCGCUCUUCUGGCUGGGCGAGUGCCUCACUAUUCAGUGCUUCCUUUCUGAAAAACCAACUUGUCAACCCAGCUACAUGUUCUCACCCAAAGUGGAAAAGGGUAGAAAGAGCUUUGCUACCUUUCAGAAACCACUGAGGGUGUGCCGUUGGGUCCUUCAGCUCCUGGGGUGGUAGGCAGGACACGGGUUGAGGAGGUGGCAAUGUUGGGUGAAGUCCAGCUCGGGGACCCACCCUCCUCCCUGCAGGGUACCUGUCAGUAAACCUAGGGGUGGGUUGAGGACACCUGAGGGCCUCCCA